Molecule: messenger RNA, 4714 nt
Organism: Gryllus bimaculatus (two-spotted cricket)
Lineage: Eukaryota; Metazoa; Arthropoda; Insecta; Orthoptera; Gryllidae
Source: the annotation of a GenBank genome assembly
CUUUUAAGACAGUUUUAUGUAUUUCAGAUUCUGUCGUAGGGAUGGUUCCUUUAAACUGUGCCCCUGCUACUUCUUCUUGCCAAUGGAAUUUAUCAGGUUCGUGGGGUGUUGUUCCAAUAAACACUACUGCUGAUCAAAACUUCACAGUGGAUAUUGGAGAUGAGGAAGCACGAGAUAAAAACAGAUGUUUGAAGAAUGAUUGCAAGUUCAUUUUUAUUGAAAACGGGCGACCCAAAUGUUCUUGCCCAAUCAUUACAAGCAGUCAGCAGCAACCAAGUGGCGUCGGUUUUCCAGUAGGUUCAGAAUAUCAACUUAUAAGAACUCCGAUGUUAUUGCAAGACAGAGGUUACACCAAAAAGUUUCUCGUGAUUCCUCCCAAGAAUGGCAAAAUAUUUGUAGUAAGUAUCUCACAAUGCAUUUUAAAUGAUGGUUAUUAAAAGUGAUCUUGUUAACCAAGUACUUGGACGGAAUCAGAAGAGUCUGAUUUUUCAAUUAUAUGACUCUAGGACAAGAUCUGGCAAUUGUGCAUCUAGUAAUUUGCUAGAGAUUACUCGGAGUGGACGUGGCGCAACAUCGAUCGGAAUAAGUUUUAAGAGAGAACAUUUAGUCCUUAAAGAAAGCCAUGGCAGUCUCAGUUACGAAAUAUUUCCAGUGUCUGAAAGAAUAUGUGUCUCCGUCGUAUACUCAACACCUGAAAGUAUCGGAGAUUUAAAGUUCAACAUAAUGUUUUCCAAUGGAACAAAAUAUGAAGAGUCAAAAUACACGGAACGCCAGUUUGGUGAAUGGAAAAUGCGAAUAUUCAAAUCAUCAUUAGGAAAAAUGACAAAUGACAAAAUUAAUUUACAACUUGACGUCUCUGGUAAAGGAACAAUAUUGCACAGCAUUUUUGGCUGCAAUCCUUCCGGUCAGAAAGAUAUUACAGUUAUGGAGAACGAUGUUAACAUUCCCGAUCCGGUUAUGAAGCUGCAGGACUUCAAAGGUUGUGGUCCUUUAUUUUUUGGACGCAACUGUUCAAGCGAGUGUUCAAAUUUCGCUACUGGUUGCAUAGGAAUGAUAUUUUGCAAGAAGAACAUGCCGUGUCGUUGCGCAGCUGGAUUCGAGGGGACAUUUUGUGAGAAAGAAUGCGCAUCCGGAUAUUAUGGUGCAAGUUGUUCACAGAAAUGUGGACAUUGCAAAUAUGAUUACUGCGAUAAAUUUACCGGAUAUUGUCACUAUGGCUGCGAGCCUGGGUUUGGGAGACCAUUCUGCCGCAUUCCGUACAAGUACUCCAAAAUUUCACCAUUGGUAACUUAUCAAGGCGUGAAUGUUGUUACGGUUGAGAUAAACACAGAUGAAGUUGAAGGCAUAGGAGAGACGGAAUAUUACCAGCUUCAGUACAGAGAGGAUAAGAAUACUUUUUGGACAGAAUUACAGCCUCAUAAGUUAAGAGAUACUGUGAUUGCAACUAACAUAUCAGACCUAUUGCCAGGAGUUGAUUACAGAAUGCGCGUGAUUUACAUAGACAAGGAUGGAAACAGUUACCAGCAAUCGAAGGUGCCUACAACUCUUUUCUCAACUCUUUGUACAGUCUUGAAGGAACUCAGUGUACAGACGUCUGGUACCCCUGUUGCUGUUGAGGUACCUAAAGUAAGUUUUAAAGCUGUUCUUCAGGCUUCGACAUCUAGCAAGCAAGUUGCUUAUGGUUCGGAUGGGGGAAAUGUGCUAGCUGUUGCAAAUAAGGGAGAGUUUCUUAAACCUCGUAGCAACGUGCACAGCGAGAUCAUGAAGUUGGCCCAUGCAAUUCACACAUGUUUCGAUAAUGUUACGGUUCACGAAAGAGAACCGUCUGCCCCAAAUCCCCAGUGUACUAAUAGGGAGUCCGAAGAGUUCGUCAAUGAGGUGUUCUCCAAGACGAAUAACCCCAAAAAAUGUAAGGGGAAAGGAAAGAAGUCGGGAAUUGUUGGGCAACCAAGGGUGGAGGAGUCGCCCUCUACCAACAUCUUUGAACUACAACUUAACAGCAAUAUCGACGUCAUCAAGUAUCAUGUUGUAUUGGAAAGAGGUAAGAAUUACCUGAAGACUGGAUUAUUAAAGAAUUCAUCUUCCCAUAUUUAUACUUUGGCUCUCAUUUUCCAGUACGACUCCAAGAACAUCCUCUGCCCUGUUACGGGAUACACAAUUGUGUUACAAAGGAACUGGAAUAAAGUGCAAUUUAAUGUUUCAAGUUCUGUUAGAACGUUUGUCAUUGACAUGUUACUUCCAGGAGUUUCAUAUGAGGUGAAAAUUAAAGCAAUUACUGCUUUUGGAGAUGGACCUUUUUCCAUACCUCUCUCUGUGAAAACGAGAGAUGAAGCUCCUCUUCAUGUUUCUAAUUUACAAGUAACGAAAGAAGAUUCUAGAAAACUACGAGUGUCUUGGAAACCACCCAAAUUUACAGGAGGAUCGCUUCAGAACUUUGUGGUAAAAUAUAAGUGUAUCAGACUCUUGGCGUGCGAAGAAACUUAUUACGAAGACGCAAAAGAAAUCAGCGUACCAGGAAAUCAAAAUUACGUGGACUUGGCAGUCCUUCGACCUCAUGCUCAAUACUUCAUUGAAGUGGCUGCAAUAUCUGGGAUUCCUGGACCGUACACAUCUAUUGAGGCUGCAACACAAGAUGCUGCUCCCGUUGCUGCACCAGAAAAGAGUGAAAGCCCAAUAGUGACCUCGACAAACACAACCAUAAGUGUGCAGUGGUUGCCUUUGAAGAGCUGUUCCUUUCUAAAUGGGUACCUUGUUGGAUAUGGUUAUACGCUUUAUUCUGAAAAUAGAACAAUACUUGCAACUGGAAAUACAAGGAACACUCAUAUUGCAUUUGAUGAUCUUACUCCUCAAGCUUCGUAUUUUGUACAUGUACACGUAAUUUCUUCAGGAGGUUGGAACAGAGAUAAGGAAUUAAUUAUAAACGCUUCAACAGCAGCAACAGUUCCAGACGGAGUGCAGAACAUGUCAAUUUACAAAAGAGGACGACGAGAGAUAGGGGUGCGCUGGGGCCAACCAUUCAACACCUACGGAGAUCUUGAAUCGUUUUCGAUAUCUUACUGUCGAUCAAAUGACUGCAAAAGCGCAAACACUAUACGGGUACAGCCUGCACCGUGUGUACCCUGGCCUGAGCUUUUCUGCCAUUCCAUCAGCAACUUGACACCGAAUACUCAAUAUUCUGUCUCGGUAAAUCCAGUAAAUUUAUUAUUUAGAAAAUUGGACGAGAAGCGAGGCAACAUUGGAAAGUAUCGUCAAUUUAAGAGGGCUGGUGAGGUGUAUGUUGGUCGGUAUAAAAGGGAAGUAAAAGAGUUUCAGAUUGUUUUGGGAGUAAACCAAGUUCCAGAGGCACCUACAUCAUUGUUCGCGUCUGCUAGAACAUCCGAUUCCGUUACUCUGGAGUGGGGGCCACCAUUUGUGUUUAAUGGAAUUCUCAGGUCAUUUCUCAUUAACGUCGAACAACUGGAUUCUGCAAAUUCCUCGCAUUGUUGCGUAUAUUCACCUCUACAAGAAGUUCCUGUGAAGAGCGAGGACGGAAAGUACCAACAUAAGGUGAUUGACUUAAUGCCAGCGUCGAAAUACAUUAUUGGCGUUUCUGCAAAAACGAUAUCUAUUGGGCCUUCGGCAUUUAUAACCCUCAGUACAUCGCCCGAAAGGCCUGAAUUAAAUCGAGCUCCAAAACUUUUAGAUAACAAUCGAGUAAAGUUGCCAUUGGGAGAAGGUUUUCCUGGUAUCAACGGAACGUAUCUUCUUCUGGUACUUCUUUCCAAUGGAAAUUCUACAAGUCUGAUUUGGAACUCAGAAGUAGACAAGGAACUCUGUAGCCUUGUCCCCACGAGCGGUUUCUAUAUAGUAGAAGAAUAUAAUGCUGAGGUUAUGCAGUCAACAGCGGAAGAAGAAAUGGAGUUUUUGGAAGUAGAGAUUGGACAGGGAAAGGGGCCUCGAAACGGCACGAUUGGAGUAUUGGAGGAUCCUAUCCUGCCAUCUGAAUUCAGAGUUGGUUUAGCACUUGUACUUGACUAUAAUGGAGCAGUAAGUGUGGGAUUUGUUUCAGCAGAAGCUGCACAAACGGACUUCGAAGAUGAGUUUGCAUAACGGAUUCGGAGUGCUAUAACAUUACUUUCUCUUGUAUUACAGCACUGUUUGUCAAAAGGCAUUACUGAUAAGUGAGUUAAUAUUCUUCUCCAAAUAUCCCAUCCCAAGUCUUUGCUAUCUGUGAAUCUACUGAAACCUUUUUCUUUGUUGUAGAACGUAUUUAAAUAUCUAUGUAAAAACGAUAUUUAAAUACAAAAUUCAAAAAGACAAACCUGAUAUCCAGUAAAUGUAAAAAACAUCGGAUUUUUUGUUAGUUUUUUUCCAAAUGCUCCUGUGGCCCAGUGCCAAAUGGAUGGAAAAUGCUCUCUGAUCUCUUAAAACAAGAUUCCUAAACAAAGCAGUAUGUUCUGUUAAAUAAACUUAUAUAUUUCAUAAUUUCAAGCAAUGUUUCGAAAUGUUACUUGUAAUAUUUAAAAGCUGCAAGUACAAAUUAGUACUUAACAAGAACGAUUCACAUGUAUUUUAUAACAAAAUACAAAAACAAAUUCUUCUUUGUAAGCGUUUUACACAAGCAGACUGUUAACCCAAAAAAUGUUCGAAGAGAGAACUGUAUAAGCAACUAUAACGUAUCUUUUGUGUAAUUAAAGGAGAAAAAAGAAUUAAAUCAGAGACGACUGUGUUUGCA